This is a messenger RNA of Cydia fagiglandana, 945 nucleotides long. RefSeq names its product alpha-(1,3)-fucosyltransferase 4-like. The record is from RefSeq and is a predicted model, not a curated record. The transcript is spliced from 4 exons. Gene Ontology annotation, molecular function: alpha-(1->3)-fucosyltransferase activity. NCBI's taxonomy places the organism in Eukaryota, Metazoa, Arthropoda, Insecta, Lepidoptera, Tortricidae. Bases 1 to 945 code for a protein of 314 amino acids. Gene Ontology annotation, cellular component: membrane.
AUGGACGCUGUUGUUGUGAAUCUACUAAAAGGCUCUCUACCAGAUGUGAAGCACCGCCAGCCGUACCAACGCUGGAUAUUCUGGACGGACGAGUCUCCAAUAAACACAUUUCCUAUUCCAGGACGGUAUAAACCCAGUUUUAAGCAACUGGCUAAUGUCUUUAACUGGUCUAUGUCAUACAGAUCUGACUCUGAUAUCCCAGUACCGUAUGGCCGGACAAUACCUCUUCGGUACCCGAAACUAAACGACAGAACUGACAAAGAGUUGGAAGGACUCGUGCCAUAUUGGAAACGAAAACAGACGAACGUUUUGGCCGCAAUCGUCAUGUCGCGCUGCCUCGGAUUUCGGAUGCAGUUUUUGAUGCAGCUACAGAGGUUUAUUAACGUGGACUUGUUUGGAAAAUGCGCGGUUGUUCCUAAUAAUACGAAUAAGUGCCCAGGUCACUUCAAAGAAGACUGUCCAAUAAUAGCCGAAUACCUGUUCUACUUAGUAAUAGAAAACUCAAAAUGCCGCCAAUACAUAUCAGAAAAAGUUUUCCAUCACGCAUACUCAAAAGGCGCCAUACCUAUCAUCAUGGGGGCACCUUUAGUAGACUGUAUUAAAAUUUUACCCCCUAACUCUUUCAUACAUAUGGAUAAUUUUGCUUCUGUAAAACUUUUAGCUAGGGAAAUAUAUGCUAUACGUGCUAAUAUUACAAAAUUAUUGUCUUAUCACGCGUGGAGAAUUGAUUUUGAAACUGUGGAAGAGCAUGGAUUUCUUGGUACUAGGUCUUUAGCUUUGUGUAGAGUUUGUGAAGCUCUAAAUUAUAAUGAUAAUGCUAGGAAAGUUUAUGAUAUAGAGGAUAUUAUGUUGUAUUUGGAUCCAGCUGUGUGUUGUUUUAGGGAUCCUUACUCGAGACAGGCGGACACGCCAUACAUCAAAACUCAUUUGCCUAUCUAUGUGUGA